Papaver somniferum (opium poppy) is the source of this 1215-nucleotide messenger RNA. Its product is annotated as protein PFC0760c-like. The coding region runs from base 1 to 1215 and encodes 404 amino acids. NCBI's taxonomy places the organism in Eukaryota, Viridiplantae, Streptophyta, Magnoliopsida, Ranunculales, Papaveraceae. The transcript has 3 exons. The record is from RefSeq and is a predicted model, not a curated record.
AUGGUUAGAAAGCAGAAAAAUGGACAUGCUAAAGCGAUAAUACGACAAAAAAAGGAUGACAUCGAAAUAUCUCAAGUUGGAGAUAUGUUUAAAUAUUUCGAACCAACAAUCAUACAGCACACAAGGGACAAUGAAAGCGAUGAAGACGAGGCAAAUAAUAUUGAUAGUGAUGAGGAGUAUGAAAAUUUGGUCAAUAAUAUGUUAGAAGAGGAUGAUUUAUUGAAUGACAGAGAAGAUGAUGAAAAUGUCCAGGAAGAGGCAAGUGAAAAAGAACAGGAACUAGAUGACGGUGAAAAUGAGAUUAUGCAAGAUGAGGUACAAAAUGAAGAAUACGGACCAGUAAAUAUUCAUGAUCCAGGGAAUUGGAAUAAUAUUAAAAUUAACCAGUAUCUGAGAGAUUGCUUAGUAGAAAAUGGACCCGUAAGAAGAAACAACGUUGAUUUUAUUUUUCCUAAAGAUGUCGAAAAGAGAAACUUUGAUUAUGACCACUACUCAAGAUAUCUGAGCAAUGGGGAAACUGAAGACAGAAAAUGGCUAGUGUAUUCAAAUGUUUCGGAUCGUGUGUUCUGUUUUUGUUGCAAAUUUUUCAAGCAAGGUGGGUGUAAUAUGCAGCUGGAUACGAAUGGUAGUAAAGAUUGGCAUAAUAUGAGUGCUAAGCUUUCACGUCAUGAAACCUCCACUGUGCACUUAAAUGCCAUGAAUAAAUGGAAAGAACUUGAAAUCAGACUUUCCAAGAAUGAAACUAUUGAUAAGGUGGACGACUCAACGGGAAGAGGACUUUUUAAUAAACUUGAAGAACUCUUGCAGAACCUAAACCUUGAUAUUAGGAACAUUAGAGGGCGAGGGUACGAUAAUGGAGCUAAUAUGACCGGAAAAAAUAAAGGGGUACAAAAGAGACUACUGAAGACAAGGGGUACUGCUUACUCUAUAUUGACCCGAGAGAUUGAUAAUUUUGAGCUUAUACUUGGUAUGGUUGUUUGGCAUAGAGCACUUCUUGCGGUUAACUCUGUGAGCAUUAAACUUCAAACCGAAGAUAUGUAUCUUGAUGAUGUUGUUACUAAAUUAAAAGAUCUUGUUUCUUUCUUUAAGGAAUACAGAAAGGAUGGAUUUGAGGAGGCAUUGGAAGAAGCUAAAACACCUGCAGCAUUUUUGAAUAUAGAGCAUGUUUUCUAUGAGGUACAAGUAAGAAAAGAAAGAAGCAAUUUGAUGAAAUAG